This is a messenger RNA of Schistosoma guineensis, 4330 nucleotides long. Lineage: Eukaryota; Metazoa; Platyhelminthes; Trematoda; Strigeidida; Schistosomatidae. The record is from the annotation of a GenBank genome assembly.
GUGACUUGUUUCGGUUUCGGUUUCUCCCCGGGUUAGUUAGAGACUCGGUCGAAGUUAGUGUGUUCUUACUGAAAACAUCAAUGGCUCAGUGGGGCUCAUACGGUUCUUACUGGCAAGGUGCUUGUCCAGGAUAUUAUGAUUAUACACAACCUGCUCAGACAUAUGAUUAUAAUCAUCAAACCAUUCCAGUUUCAUCAGUUCAAGAAAAACCUUCCACACCUCCCCCACCCGGAGUAGAAUCUACUGCUCCCAAGAUGGAUGGGACUGUUACAAUGACAAGCUCCAUUUCAGCAACUUAUGACACAUCGUGGUGUACUUCGACUCCAUUUCAUUCUCAAAACUUCUCUUGUGCUUAUAAUUAUUCACCUGCGCUCCCAUCCCGUCAACCGGUCAUGUUCGACCCAAGUCCACAGAGGCCUAUGAUGCCAAACGUUUCGUAUCCUUCAUAUGGUUCUCCACAGUUCCCGUUGCAUAUGCGAAGUCAGUUAGGGUGUAACUGGAACGCAGCUAGACCUACUUAUGGUUAUCCAGUUAAUGGAGGUGCGGUUCAGUCGUUUGGUAUGUGGCCUGACGGAAGACCAUCUGUUCAUUCCAAUGGUUUGGCAGUGACGGGUCCACGGUUUCCAUUCCAGAGUACUUUAGAUUCUCCAAACACAGUGGCUAUUGAAAAUACUGCGAAUACCCCAAUUUCUAAAGAAGUGUUACAGCAACCACCUGCUAGUUUUCAGGACAAAGGAGCAAAAGAGCAGUGGAGCGAUGAGCUCAAAGAGUACGUCCAGCGAGCUUUCUGCAGCAUUGAUACAAGUGAGGAAAAAGAUCAAAUGGAACGGAUUUUAAAAGAAAAAUUGGAGUACGUUUUUAGAAAUAACAUCAAGGUCGAUUGGAAGACAGAAAAUAUCCCAACUAUCCCUAGUCGUGCGAUUGCUAGUUUCCGUAAAUCCUUUAAUAUCAGGGGUAAUUCUGUCAAUGUCGUGCGACCUGUUCAACUUCCCAGUCCUCGUGGACUUCGCCCAACGGGUCCAUCAAGGGGAGCUCCUGCACGUCUUCCUGUUGGGCUUUUGUCGAGAGGUGGCCGCAAUGUGUUUUCGCCUUCAGUUGUUAAGAGUAUAUCACCAUCCAAAAAGUUGCCAUCGAAAUCUCGCUCACCUAGUCGUUCUCCUGUUUCCAAACCUCUAAAAGAUUGGCAGAGAAAGCGUUUAUAUAGAUCCAGGUCUAGUUCAUCUUCAAAAUCACGUGGCUCCCCUCAUUCUUCAUCCUCAAGUAGUUUCAGGACAAAACGCCAUCGGCGUCGGGAUUCUCGGUCGCGCUCUGGUUCUCGGCAUGCACAGAGAAAAACGAAUGAUGUAAAGGAUUCUCAGAAAAGUACACCGCAAUUAACCACCAGGGGUAAUUCCAAAGGUAGACGGCGGAGACGCGGUGGUGCUUCGAACGCCGACACAAGUACGGACGCAAAUACCUCUAAUGAAGAUGGGACAGCUGUAAGGGGUCGUGGACGUGGCAGCUGGCGUGGUAAACGUGGAAAUAUUUCAAAGCAUACUCCUCCAAGCGAAUCUCGCCUUACACAACGAGCCAGUAGAUUUAAAGAUCAUCUAGUGCAGUCACCUAUUGGAUCAGGUUCCAUUGGACGAACCACCAGUCAGUUGCUUUCGAAUUACACUGACGAACGUGAUGAUCUAGCUGUUGAUUUUGGUAGCUGUCAAAUCAUUGGUACCAUGCAAGAAAUAGAAAAACAAUACUUAAGACUGACUCGAGCCCCAAAUCCUACAGAAGUGCGACCCUUAGCAAUUUUGAAGCUUUCUUUGGAGCACGUCAAAGAAAAGUGGCGUUCAAAUACUGAUUAUCACUGGGUGUGUGAGCAGUUCAAAAGUAUACGUCAAGACUUAACUGUACAAGGUAUCGAAGAUGAUUUUGCAGUAUCAGUUUAUGAAGCACAUGCAGAUGUAGCCUUAGAAGCUGGGGAUUUUGAAGAAUUUCAUCAAUGUCAAAGUCAGUUGCUUCGUCUCCAUAAAGAAGGCUUAGGUGUUAGUAGACUGCUAGAAUUUACUGCCUACAGACUUCUUUAUUACAUCUUCACUCUCGAUAUUUUAGGUAUCAAUACUAUCAUGGCUGGUUUACGUCCAACUCACAAAACUAAUCCAUGUGUUUCAUUUGCUUUAAAACUCCGGUCAGCGUGGUCGUUGAGUAAUUAUCACCGUUUCUUCAAACUUCUUUGUCCAUCUAAUGAUGAUCAACAACCUCCCUUACGGUGCAAACAUGUUGUAAACUGGUUUGUUGAUCGUGAAAGAAAAGAGGCUAUCAGACUAAUGUUUAAGGUGUACGUUGUGUUGUGAUUUGUAAUAAUAGUUUUAUAACUUGUAGGUGGUAUUAUUAGGGUUACUAAUGGUAAGAUUGUUUCUAGCGUUAAAAGAAAGAAAAAGCUAUACUUAAUCAUCUAAGUUUGUUUAUGAUCGUUCAGGGAAUGGACUGUUUUUUCACUUAUCACAAAUAUUGUUUCAUUAUCACUAGCUAGUUGAUUUUAUUAUAACUACUGCUAUUAAUUAAUUUUGACUGAUACUAGGAAGAACUAUGACAGUAGUCAUCAUCACAACACAAGAUAAUUAUAGUUUAUGUGAUGCUGGUAAUAUUUCUUCUACUUGAACCGAUUGCAAGAUCUCAGUCAUUACAAAAUUCAGCGCCUUAAAUAUGGUUUCUAUUUAGGGUAAACAGUUUUGAAAUGAUCAUUGGCUUAAUAGUCACCCAGAUCUCGUAACCAAUGGUUGGAGACUCUGGAUGACAUGGCUCAGAAUCGAUCACAAAGGCGUGGGUGUAUACACUCUUUGUCUUCCCUUAAACCAUGAGAUUAAAAUUGCUUUAUACCUUUCUUUCUACAAACUGAUUCUUUCUCCCUGUAUCAUACAAUUAUAUAAAAUCUUUCUUUUAUAUAUUACUACCAUUGAAGUAACUAUUUCUGUGAGUCUAGUGUUCAUCUUGUGCUAAUAAGGUGUGGUAACUUGGACAGAUACAUAUAUGUACCUGAUCGUACGUUGUAGCUGACUGACUGACUAAUAGUCAAUGUUGUAAUCUUGAUAAAGUUCCAAUCGAAAGUGUUUCCUUACGUAGCGAGAUCGUACUAAAACUGCACAAAUAUUGAACACCAAAACUGUCCACGUAUGUUUUUUUUUUAAAAAAGCAACUCUAUUAGGACAUUUUAUGUAACAAAUAUUUGGAAUUUUACGAAUUUUCUUUCACCACUAAAUCAUGCCACUUCAUUAAUUUUAAAAGUCGGAUGUGUUGUAGCUCACUAACUGACAGAUGCGUUGAACGCGUAAGCUCAUUAAUAUUUAAGUUCUUUGUGUCUAUUAGAACGAUAGGCUUAUUUUUUUCCUUUGCAGUAAUCAUCAAUAUGUAUACUCAGUUAGCCUUUGACAUCUAAUCUAACUUUUGUGCCCUCAAAUGUUGACGAUUACUUAAUAUUAGUCAGAUUAAUGUUUAACGUUAUGUGUUUUAGUAUAUUUUUUGUGCCUAUAUCAUAUUUAUCCGUCCUAGUAUGUUUGUAAGUUGUGGUAGUUUACUUUUUAAUGAAAAAUUAAUUUCAUGGACACGUUCCGCUUUCUCUCUUCUUGUACUUCAUUUGCUAUCGGAGAAGUCUGUUUCUUGUUAAUUUUGAUUCGAUGCUUUCUACUUAAGUAUACGUAUAUGCACUUAAUUUUUGUAAUUAAAUUUUUUCUUAACAGAUUUUUGUGCUUCCUUCAAAAUCAUAAAUCUUUAAGGUAUACGGCUUUGUAAUCUUUUUACGUAUUCAGUUCAUGUUUAUGUUUUAAUUUUGCAUACUGAUAAUUCUGAAUUUUUUUCUAUUUACUACUAUCUGCAAAUAUCGUUUACGUGAAUUUCGCUUGAUGCCCUCAACGUAUUCGUUUGUUUUCAAUAUGGAUUCUUCCACUACACUUGCUAAUGUUAAUUGCUUAUUUCAAUUAUGAUCUUUUUUCUGAUCUUUCAAACCCAUUUCCUACGAAAUAUCCCCACUUUUAGUUUCCGUCCUACAAUAAGUCUUUCGUUUAUAUCAAAAUUAAUCGGGUUUUCCUCUACUGCUUUAUGUAAAGAUUUUAUUUGUAAAGAAUUUACUCUACCAGAAUCCAGUUUGGAGCCGAUAGAAAAAAUCGAUGCGAAGGUGGUUUGGAGUCUUAUGUGUUCACAGUCACCAUGAAUCGAUGCUGCUACUUCAUCGUUCAUCUGGAUGUGAGUUCCUACAAUGUGGCAUUAAAUUCUUCAGUGACGGUUGUAUUUCGUAAAUAAUAUCAGAUUAUUGUACAUAAGUUUAUAUAUAUUAUCAGAAUAAUUUUAUUUCCACAUA